UACGCUAACCCUGGUGACGUCAACAUCGGCGUUAUCAUGACUCUCACAAGAGGCGUCACCAACAUGUCCUGCACCAAGGUCCAAAUUUCCGGUUCCUGGGGGAUGGAGUACCCCGAGGCUGUGGCGUUCGCCGUGGACGCUGUCAAUCAAGACCCCGACCUCCUUCAGAACAUAACUUUGGGGUUCUACAUAUUGGACGACUGCUCAGCCAGGCAAAUGGCAUUAGCCCAGGCUUUGAAAUUUUUGCCUCGAUCGUCACAGACCUGUGAAGCGAUGUCCCGGGACCGCCUGGUAAACAUUUCAAAGGGGCGACUCUCGACGAGAUAUAAUCCGGAAGAGCUACUCCCAUCCUAUGACGUCACCGCUGUACUGGCCCCGAUGUUUAGUAUAACGGCCGUCCCCGUGUCGUACCUGUGCACGGCAGCCAAGAUGCCGAUAAUCGGGUAUCUAACGACGAGCGAUGAACUCAGCGACAAGACGUUGCAUCCUUACUUCCUGAGGGUGAUCAGCCCCGACAAGUAUCAGACCCGGGCCAUCACAAGAUUCAUCGCUGACCGGGGCUGGACGUACGUGUCGGUUUUGUACACCGAGGGUCCGUACGGUGAGAGGGCAUUUGACAAUUUCAAAAUGUCGGCGGCGUUGUACAACAUCUGCAUAGCGACGGCGAAUCUUAUCAGAGAACUCGACGAAUCGGAAAUAUUCGUCGAUGAAAUGCUACGACACGAAGCUCGCGUGGUCGUCUUCUUUGCCGACUCAAAACCAUUUCGCCACAUCGUCGACUCAGUCAAGAAAUUUAAUGCAAGCGGACACUUCAUAUGGAUAGGAAGUGACGCACUGACUUCUGUCAGUAAAAUUACUUUGAACCGGAUGGCGGAUAGCAUAAACGGAGCGUUUUUAUUUUUGUUUUAUACCCCUGUGGUUCCGGAAUUUCGCAAGUACCUUGGGGAAAUUGAUAUCUUCUCUACACGCAACCCUUGGCUGAAAACAGCAUGGGAAUAUCUGAUGUCUUGCUCUUUCACUCAAGGAACUUGCUUGGCCGGAAGCGGUGGUUUUAAAUCUGACCAGUUCAUGCUACCGCCAAUCAUGGUGAUGGACGCUGUGUUGGCGAUUGCUCAUGCGAUUGAGAAGCUCAUUAGCGAUUUCUGCCCUGGGGUCAGCGGAGCCCAGGCUGUGAAUUGUAUUAAAAGAGAUGUUUUACUUGAGUACAUCAGCAAAGUAGAGUUUCGAGGCUACACUGGGGACAUAAAGUUCGAUUACAAUGGUGACGUCAAUGGAAAAUAUGUAAUCUACCAGGUGAAAUAUGACAGUGGGUCGAUUUCUCUCGAUCGCAAAGAGUCAAACAAUUCAUCAGAGAAGUUCCUCGAGUACAAGGAGGUUGCGUUCUAUGAAAUUCAAACCGAUUCAGUCUUGUACACCAAUGCGACAAUUACAUGGGAUCACCUGACCAAGAAGGAGCGCGUGGUGCCUCUCAGGCACGGCGAAGUGGAUAACGGACAACCAGAAUCGUUGUGCAGUCGACCGUGCAUUGUUGGCGAGUACAAGAUCCAGAAACAACUUAAGUGUUGCUGGGAGUGUAGGAAAUGUAGAGACAACGAGAGAAUCAUCAACCAGAACACGAGCUGUGAGGAGUGCGAGAUUUUCACAUGGCCAGAACCUGAAACUGGAUUCACCACGUGCAGCCCAAUCCCGUUGGCUCACCCCACGUUCUCCGACUCUGUGGCCAUCUUGCAGACGACAAUCUCUGGUAUAGCUCUGAUCCUCACAUGCCUGGUCUGUUCAACCUACACAUAUUACCGAGAAUCCAGAGUGAUCAAAGCAGCCAGUCGUGAGCUCAGCGUUCUUCAGCUUCUAGCAAUAUCUGCUGGUUACCUAACUGUCGUCUGCUUCCAGACACAUCCCACCCCAGCAAUGUGCGGAGUUCUCUACUUUUUGUUUUGCUUAAGCUUCGCCGGGCUGUAUUCCCCACUCUUUGUUAAGGCAGUUCGCAUCUACCGAAUCUUUCAGAGCAGUUCUCAAAACAACAAGAGACUACGAUUUGUUAGUCCCCAAUCUCAGAUUGUCCUUUCUAUUAUUCUUAUUUUCGUACAGGUAAGGACUAAUACUCUUAUAUAUCACUAUUGA
Molecule: messenger RNA, 2121 nt
Organism: Lymnaea stagnalis (great pond snail)
Lineage: Eukaryota; Metazoa; Mollusca; Gastropoda; Lymnaeidae
Source: the annotation of a GenBank genome assembly